Molecule: messenger RNA, 2307 nt
Organism: Arachis stenosperma
Lineage: Eukaryota; Viridiplantae; Streptophyta; Magnoliopsida; Fabales; Fabaceae
Product: pollen receptor-like kinase 4
Exons: 3
Coding region: 90-2117 (675 amino acids)
Biological process (GO): protein phosphorylation
Molecular function (GO): ATP binding; protein kinase activity; protein binding
Source: RefSeq, a predicted model, not a curated record
CUGUGAAUAAGCGAAUUAUUAUUUAUUAUAUUAUUGUGGGUUUUGGUUCUUGUGUCCUCUCACCAUAAUUGUCAUCAUCGUCAAGGCGAAUGGGCGCGCGCUCGGCUUUGCUUGUGCGCGCACCUGCAGCAUCCAACAAUGUCCAGUUAUUGUUCACGUUCGUUAACAUUAUUAUUGUUGCUCUUUUGGGGAUUCUAUCACCGUGCUCUUCCUAUUCGGAUGCUGAGGCGCUCUUGAAGUUCAGGGCUUCAUUGAGAAAUGCGGUUGCCCUCAGCAGCUGGGAUCCAUCCAUAAACCCAAAGCCACCGUGCUCUGGCAACAUUGCCAGUUGGGUGGGUCUGUAUUGUAAUCAAGACAAAGUUUGGGGGUUACGCCUGGAGAGCAUGGGCCUCAACGGCAACAUUGACAUGGCUUCUCUCUCUUCAAUGCCCGCUUUGCGGAUGCUUAGCCUAAUGAACAAUACCUUUGCGGGUCCCUUGCCCAACAUUAAGAUGCUGCCCAAUUUGAAGGCCCUCUUCCUGUCCUUUAAUCAUUUCUCCGGAGACAUACCUGAUGAUGCAUUUGCAGGUUUGAGUCGAUUGAGAAAGCUUUAUCUGGCAAAUAACGAUUUCACCGGUAAAAUUCCUUCUUCCAUUGCCGCAUUGCCUAGUCUCCUCUACCUCAGGCUUGAUGCAAACAAUUUUCACGGCCAAAUUCCCGAUUUUCCACGCAGCAAUGGUUUAAAGACUUUCAACCUCGCUAACAAUGAUUUAGAGGGCCCCAUCCCAGCCAGUCUAAGCACCUUCGAUCCUACCUCCUUUAGCGGAAACAGACGUUUAUGCGGGCCACCACUGACAAAUCCUUGCCCACCAACUACAACAGGAAGCCAGGAUGGUCGAGGCAAAGAGCAGGUUAUGAAAACUGUAGUGAUUGUGAUCGGGGUGGGGGUGGUUGUAGCUUUCCUGGUUACAGUCUUAGUCAUAUGGCGCUUGAGACUCAAGUCCCGCGAUCUCAAUCAAAUAAAUAAGAAUGAGGUCCCAAAGUUCCAAGGCCAGACCUCCGACAAGUUCGUUCCUCCCGUUUACGUCAAAACCAAAAGCCUAGCGGAACAAAAUGAUGCUGCUACAACUCCUAAGCAGGUGCUCAGUUCUGUACAUUCCAAGAAGGUGGAGCAAGGCAAGCUCGCAUUCCUGAAUUGUGACACCGGACUCAAGUUUGAUUUGCAGGAUUUGUUAAGGGCCUCGGCCGAAAUUCUAGGCAGUAACACAUUUGGCUCUUCCUACAAGGCCGUUAUCCUGGACGGUCAAGCUGUGGUUGUCAAGAGGUACAAGCAAAUGAACAAUGUGCCGAGAGAGGAGUUCCAUGAGCACAUGAGAAGGCUUGGAAACCUCAACCAUCCCAAUAUUCUGCCCUACAUGGCCUAUUACUAUAGGAAAGAAGAGAAGCUCUUGAUCUCUGCCUAUGUUCAAAAUCGUUGCUUAGCCAGCCAUCUUCAUGGAAAUCACAAGAAUAAAAAGCAGGGGCUUGAGUGGCCAACCCGAUUGAAAAUAGUGAAAGGUGUGGCGAGGGGAUUGGCCUACCUAUACAACGCACUCCCAAGCGUUGUUACGCCUCAUGGUCACCUCAAAUCUUCCAAUGUGCUUUUGGAUGAAUCUUUUGAGCCCCUACUGACCGAUUAUGGGCUCAGUCCUUUGAUCAACCUUGAUCGUGCCCAACAAGUCAUCAUGCCUUACAGAUCACCCGAGUAUGCUCAACUUGGGCGUAUAACAAGGAAGACUGAUAUGUGGAGUUUUGGAAUUCUGAUUCUGGAGAUUUUGACAGGUAAAUUUCCAGAGAACUAUCUGGCACAGACACAUAACAGUGAUUCGGACAUUGCCAGUUGGGUCAAUACCAUGAUUACCGAGAAGCACACCAGCGACGUGUUUGACGCAGACAUGGGAGGAUUUGGCAAUAGUAAAGCUGAAUUGCUCAAACUCUUAAAGAUUGGCUUGAGUUGUUGCGAGGAGAACGUGGAAAGAAGGUUAGAUAUCAAGGAAGCUCUUGACCAAAUCGAAGACUUGAAGGAGGCUGAAAGUGAUGGAGAAUACUCUUCUACUACUUUAGUCACUUCCGACCGGGAUGCCUAUAGAGCCGUGUGAUUAAUUCGACUCUCACUUGCCGUUUUCCUUCACCGCAACUACCUACCUUGCAAAUUGUACGGCUGCAUAGAAGUUGGCUUUCCUCCAACAAUAUUAUACAUAAACUGAUAAAAGGAAAAAAAAAAACUGUUUAUUAACCUUGAAUUCUUCUAACUAAUUAAUUAGUUUUUAUGUUUGCUUUACUGGUUAA